Mycotypha africana is the source of this 1391-nucleotide messenger RNA. RefSeq lists its product as uncharacterized. Lineage: Eukaryota; Fungi; Mucoromycota; Mucoromycetes; Mucorales; Mycotyphaceae. Bases 250 to 1299 code for a protein of 349 amino acids. The record is from RefSeq and is a predicted model, not a curated record. The transcript is spliced from 5 exons.
CUAUUAUCUUACAUCCGCUUAAACUUAAUUUCCUUAUCGUCUAAAAAUUUUGUGUGUGUUGUCCAAAUCUAAAGUUAAUAAACUGUAAUGCAGACAGUAAAUUUUUGGUUUCUUUUUUCCCUUUUAAAAAAAUGUAAGAAACAUAGUACAUUAAAAUUUUUUGAGAAGCUCAAUAUCUCUAUAUAUGUCAACGGGAAGCUCAGUUAUGCCAUUAAAGGUUGAUGAAUCAGUCUUCUCAAUAAGGAUGAUAUGAUAGGCAACAUACACAGCCAACGAAAGCAAUCUUUGUGCUUUACCCCGCUUUUUUUGUCCUUUCAUCAGCACGGUCACAGCUGCCUUUUAUUUUUUGUUAUUUUUUCUUUUGGGUUGCUUGUUCAUUUUCCAGGUACAACAGUUAUACUUUUCAACACCAUUCCAACAAUGGCCAUGUUGCAGCAGUAUAAGAAACUGAUACUAUGCAACGCGAAGCAUCAUACAACGGCUUUUCCUAUCUGUACCACAGUAAAACCUUUAGUCAAAACUAUCAGAGUUGGCUGUCGGCGGCAUUCAAGCAAAGCGAUAAAUAGCAGUCCUGUAUGGGUAAUAACGGACGGCGGCAUUGAAUCCACCCUGCAGGCAUUAGUUCUGGGCAGACAUCUAGCUGGUAGCUCUUCUAAAGAGGGCCUACAGCUUAAAACGAUGGUUAUUAAUAAAAAGUUAGAGUUGUUACCUGUCAUACUUCAAAAAUACUUUAUCGAUUGGCAGUUAUCAAAAUACAAAAAGUUAGAGUUUACCGAUAAGCUGCCAUGGUUUUUAACUUCAUCCUCUGACAAUCAGGAAGAGAAUAAUGUUUUGAAUUCGACGUCUAUACCAGCCUUUAUAAUAACUAGUGGUCACAGAUCAAUACCAGCAUGUCUUUAUUAUACAAAUCUAUUUAAAAGAAUCAAUGAAAAGCAGCAGCCUGUCACAUCAGUGUAUGUUGGCUAUCCAAAUUUACCAUUUAUACAUUUUGAUCAAGUCGUCUUGCCUAAAUACGAAGCCAACGGGAAAAUGGCACAUUUGGGACCGCUUGCCCGUCAAAAGAAUGGUAUUAUCGCACCUGCACCCUUAGUGGAUAAUAGCCCGGCAAUAAUCAAUAAUCAACUCUUGAAACAAAUUCCUUUUGGUAGAUUUACCUCAGUGAUCGUUGGCGGGCACUCGCCUUUCUGUAGAUGGUAUUCAGAGGACGCCGUAAUGUUAACAGAUAAUAUCAAAGUAAGUACAUACUACUUUUUCUGGGGCUUGUACAUAUCUAUUUGCAAAAGAGAGGAGGAACACUAACAUGAACUGUGGGCUUUCUCAACAGCGUAUUGUUCAAAACUUCAACGAGAAAGUAGUGAUUGUGUUUACAGAGAAGACUUCAAACUUGACGA